CUCCCCAUAGUAAUAACCUCUUUCAGAGAAGGUUAAAAAGAGACAGUGCACAUGCUCAGAAAUGCUGCACUUGUUCUGGGAGCAGUUUGCAGCGGCCAUUUCAAAGAGACCAUCACAAAGACCAGGCAGAGAUCAGAGAAGCACCCAAUCCCAAGAUGCUGGCACCCUGCCUGCUGAGAAGAGUGGUCCUCACAGUUCCUUUAGUCCUUCUGGUUGCACUGCUUCUCGUGGAGCCUCUUAGGUCUGACCAAGAAGCAGGAACAGCCAUACCAGCUGAAAGUCGCCCCUGUGUUGACUGCCAUGCAUUUGAGUUUAUGCAGAGGGCUCUGCAGGACUUAAAGAAGACAGCCUACAACCUAGACACACGGACAGAGACUCUGCUUCUUCAAGUGGAAAAGAGAAACCUUUGCGACUGUGUCACUGCAAAUCUGCUGAACUGAAUCCUGCAGGCCACCUGAGGAGCAUCACUGCUGAGUGGUUUUUCAAGUGCAGCUGUAUAAAACACAGCCUUAAUGGAGUUCAUGUGGCAAGCAUGUAUGCCCUGAUGCCCUGAGGGAACUGGGGGGGGCUGUGUCUUCUGUAUUUGUCUGUUGUGCUUUGGUGGUUUUUUUUAAGAGUACCCUCUUUUCACACCCAGUGGGUUGCCAGGAAGAGCUCAGGUCAGUGAAGCUGUCACUUGUGGGGGAAACAUUUGCCUGCUUUAAUUUGAUAUCAGAGCCAGGUGGAACCCCCAAGGUAAAUGUAGCCAGCGGUGCUCUGGAGAUACCUGCAGCUGGGUUUUGUCUCUAAUGUGAACAUCUCUCUGUAGCAACUCACCCAGUUACACUGAGACAGGGAACUGUGCUCUCUGUAGACUUUGCCUGUCUAUUAAAGAUGAUGGAAGUCCUUUCCUGUCUGUUGUCUGCACUCUGACCACCUUCAACCACACUGCAGUUCUCCCAGCUCUAAAGAGGUGCAUCAGGAGUUGGGUGGUGCUGACAUUUAAUGUCAAAUCCAGACCAGCUUUUGAGCAAACCAGAGUUCAUUUAGGCAAAUGAUACUGGCAACAUCUGCCCUUUGGUGUGGCUUCUGCACUGAGCCUGGUGAAAUACAGCAGUUUCCUUCCCAUAAAUCCCAGCAGACUUUAGGUUGCAGUGAGGUUGGGGGUCAGUCUGUUCUCCCUACUCAAACUUCUCAGCCUAAAUCAGACCUGGGAGGGGAGAGAGUAUGUUAGAAAAAAGCAGUAGAAAAUAAGGGGUUGGUCUCUUCUCCCUGGUAUCAGGUGAUAAAAGGGGAGGAAAUGGCCUGAAGUUGUGCCAGGGGAGGGUCAGGUUGGAAAUAAGUUAAAAUGUCUUUGCUGCAAGAGUGGUCAGGCAUUGGAACAGGCUGCCCAGGAAGGUGGUAGAGUCACCAUCCCUGGAGGUGUUCAAGAAACCUGUGGGCAUGACACUUGGGGACAUAGUUUAGUGCCCAGGGUGGUGUUGGGUUGAUGGUUGGACUCAGUGACCUUAGAGGGCUUUUCCAACCCAAACAGUUCUAUGAUUGUAUGGUACCAGGUUUAGUGAGGUUCUAACUAUUCAGCUCUUGAUCACAACUUAAAAAGAUGACCAUGGUUUCACUCUGAAACUUUUCAGUUUCAUACAGGGGGCUCUGUUGGGACAGCAGCAGUGUCUGAAAGCUUCAGAGUCUGACCAAGGUUUAGCUUGUGGUUGGAUUCUUGAAAGCUUUCCCAGGAAGCUCUCAGUUGAGAACCUUGUCAGCCAGUGACAACAACAAAUUUGUCUUUUGGUGAAGGAAACUUUUCUUCUCACCAAACCUCUGACUCAGUGUUUAAAGAAGACACUGAGCCAUCAAGCAAAGGGCAACCAUCAUCUCAUGAGGGACAAGAUAAGUAUAGGGUGCUUUGAUUUUCAGUCCAUUUCAGGGCCUGAGGUGGCUGCC
Messenger RNA from Dryobates pubescens (Downy woodpecker), 1920 nucleotides. RefSeq names its product neuropeptide-like protein C4orf48 homolog. The record is from RefSeq and is a predicted model, not a curated record. NCBI's taxonomy places the organism in Eukaryota, Metazoa, Chordata, Aves, Piciformes, Picidae. Bases 156 to 440 code for a protein of 94 amino acids. The transcript is spliced from 4 exons.